GGGUGUUUGGGUCUUGCAGCCAUGCCAGCAUUCAACGAAUACGGCUUGGUCAACCUCAUUCCCAUCUUCGCUCCCCCUUGCUCAACCCGAUGAGUUACCUCUGCUGCAGCAUCUUCUCGCUUGCAGGGACAACGUUCUUGCUGUGUAUGGGUGCCCUGCUGCGUCUCCAGCCGGAAUUCAUUCGCGAUGUCCACACACCAAAGUCGUCAGCAAAUUCGUGCUUUGUAUCAGCGGGGCUGUAUGCCGGCGUGUUUGUCGGUUCGAUGAUCCUCUGGCGCCGCGAGCAACAUGUCAAGGGCAGCAGCAGCGUCGGCGAAAUCAAAGACGACGCGCCAUUUGAGUUGUACGCCACGCCGUUGAUGCGCGACAACGUGGACGAGGCAGAGCCACAGCGCCGGGUGCCCAGUUCAUCCGUUCACGGCUGAGCGUCCCGACUGCACGACCGUUUGUGUGUGUGGCCGGAAAUAUCUCGUCCCAUGGACGUGAAUGUCGAGUGGCAUCGAUGUAGGUUAGUUUAGGUCAUUCGACACGUGGCAUGACACCGAAUGACCAUGAAUGAAGUUACGUUUGGAUUUGUUA
This is a messenger RNA of Aphanomyces invadans, 579 nucleotides long. RefSeq lists its product as hypothetical. Bases 90 to 425 code for a protein of 111 amino acids. The transcript is spliced from 4 exons. Lineage: Eukaryota; Oomycota; Saprolegniomycetes; Saprolegniales; Verrucalvaceae. The record is from RefSeq and is a predicted model, not a curated record.